Messenger RNA from Caenorhabditis sp. 36 PRJEB53466, 2586 nucleotides. Lineage: Eukaryota; Metazoa; Nematoda; Chromadorea; Rhabditida; Rhabditidae. The record is from the annotation of a GenBank genome assembly.
AUGAGAUUGCUUACUCUAUCCCUUCUUUCUAUUCUUUUGUUGGCGGUGAUUGUUGAUGCCAGGUGAGUUUGAAGGGAACUUUCUGAAAGUGAACAACGGUUACAGUUCGAGAGGAGGAUCAAAGAAGAAGCCGUGCAAACAUAGGAGGAAAGUACCUUCAGCGAUUGAUGGAAGCGAUGAGCAAGAUGAGGUGAGCAGGCUCAAAAUGUACGAAGCAAGUGAAUAGGUUCAGAAUGGAUCCGGGCAAGAUCAACCGUACAAUGAUGUGGAAAGAGAUGAUCUCGUGAAAGGAAGAAACAAAGGAAAAGAUAAAGAGUCAGGAAGCCAUGGAAGCUCGAGUAUACUGAAUGAUGAAGAAGAUGGCGAAGAUCUAGCGGAAGGUGAGUUUUCAGGAAUUUACGGAAGUCAGUAAAAAUUCUAGGCGGGUCUGGCAAUGGCAAGAAGAACGAAAAAAACGAAGAUUCAGAUGACGAUGAUGACGAAAGCAAACAAAAAAAGAAGGAAAAGGCGAGAGAGCAGAGAAAGGAAUCUCAGAACGACGAGGAAAGUGAAGAGAAUGGAAACCGAUCUUCAAAUCGUGGAGACCAACACGAGGGAAGUGACUCAAACUCAUCGAAGGGGGCAAGACGAGGAACUUCUGAUGUUCAAAAGAAACGACGUGGCAACAGAUACGGCGAUGACCAGGGGAACUCGUCGAAGUCUCGUGGAAGAGACGACGACCCGUUGGAUAGAGAGGGCGAAGACGAUGAGGAUGAUGAUGAUGAUGACGAAAGCAAACGAAGAAAGAAGGAAAAUGCGAGAGAGCAGAGAAAGGAAUCUCAGAAGAACGAGGAAAGUGAAGAAAAUGGGAACAUCUCUGGAAACCGAUCUUCAAAUCGUGCAGCCCAACGGAAUCGAAGUGGAUCGAACUCAUCGAAGGAGUCGAGAAGCGGAACUUCGGAGGUCGAGAAGAAACGACAUGACAACAGAUACGGCGAUGACCAGGGGAACUCAUCGAAGUCUCGUGGAAGGGAUGACAACCCGUUGGAUAGAGAGGGCGUAGACGAUGAGAAUGAUGAUGAGGGCAAAACGAGAAGAAGCUCUCAAAGCAGCCAACAAUCCGAAAGCUCUUCGAGUUCAUCCUCCUCAUCCUCCUCAAUUCGGAAGACACACAGCUCAAGGAGAAAGGAAAGUGGAUCGAGUGGACAGGACGGAGUCGACGGUCAGAAUGGUGCAAAUGGAGCGAUCGGAAGGAAUGGGCAGAAUGGAGCUGACGAAGCCGAUGAAUCGGACGGAAGUGAUGGUGGAAACGGAGAUGGAUCCGGCCGUGCCGGAACAGGAGUGUCUGCAGUGGAGAAGUCGUCUAGCGAUUCAGAAUCAGCAAGCAGUAGUAAGAACCAUUAAUUGCCAAUAAGUUUACUUUAUUUUGAAGAUCAAUCUUCAAAUUCAUCCGGCAGCAGAAGGAGACCUUCAAGACCAUCUCGGUACGAAGAUAACUGUGAGUGAUUACAGAGACUUAUGAUUAGGUCACGACUUCAUUUUAGCCAAUGAAAACAAGCAAUCUGAUGAGCAAAAGGAGUUGGGUACUAAGUCUUCUACUCGAAAAUCAAGCAGCAAUGGCGAUGGUGAAAGAGCGUGAAGCUUGAGGUUUUAUGUAUUGAGUUUUGCAGAUAGUGAAGAAGCGUCACUUCUGACCUCCAAAAAGUCACGCGCCCAAAAUGAUGAUGCCGAUGAUAAUCGUUCACCGCCGCCUCUCAAGUUCAACAGAAAACCAAACACUGAAGAUUCCGAAGAAGAAGAAAUUGAGAAGAAGAUCCGAACGAGGGAGAAUCAGUCGACCGGACGACUGCCUCAAAUGUUGAACGACGAGGAGGAAGACGAGGAUUCGGACGGGGAAAAGAAGUCGAACGUGCGCUCCAGGGAAGAAGACAAGUACUUGAACCAAAGGAAGUCAACAGAUCGCUUUGGAAACCGUUCUGACGAAGAGGAAGACGAAGAAGAUCAUGAAAAGUCGAGAGCUUCUGAUAGUCGCCGGCGAAAUGGGAACAGAAGACGUGGCCAGCGAUUGGAAAAUUCCAGCGAAGAUGGCGACGAGGAGAAGAGGAGAAGCUCUUCAAGACAAGGAAGAUACAAUGUUGACAAAUAUUCUGACGAUGAAGGCGAUGAAAGGAGAAGGAACGGUGGACGAAGAUCCGAUGACGACUACGAUGAGAACAGGGACAACAGGAGAGCCUCUUCCAGAAGAAACAAUAGAAGACGUGGAAACGAAGGAGAGGAAGAUGAUGGAGACGACGAAAGGAAGUCAUCGGUGAAGUUUCGACGAGAUGAAAGCGGCAGAAUGACGAAGACGGAGAGAAGACAGAGCAGCACUCAUGACGAGGACUUCGACCAGCGGGGACAUAAAAAGAAGAAGCAUGUAAGCAUAACACGCUUCGUUCCGUUCCAACAGUACCCCGAUUGCAGCGUGUCAGUGACAACGGAUCGGAGGAGGAAGAGUACUCUUCCUCGUUCUCGAAGUCUUCCAAAAAGGCCUCUUCCUCAUCGUCGUCGUCCAAAAAGACAUCGUGGAAAAACUACGGACGUGACGAGAACGAGGACGAUUUCUGA